Vigna radiata var. radiata (mung bean) is the source of this 849-nucleotide messenger RNA. RefSeq lists its product as uncharacterized. The transcript is spliced from 4 exons. Lineage: Eukaryota; Viridiplantae; Streptophyta; Magnoliopsida; Fabales; Fabaceae. The record is from RefSeq and is a predicted model, not a curated record. Bases 67 to 708 code for a protein of 213 amino acids.
GAAUAAAAGAGAUGAAAUGGUUUCAUAUUGAGGGAAAGAGAGAAGGGGAAAGACACAGAGGAAGCAAUGAAUUUUGCAAAUUCUCAAUUCUUUCUUCCCAUCCUUUUCUUCUUCUUCUUCUUCUUCUUCGUUUCUCCCUUUUCCGCAUUAGCGCAACAAACGGAUUGGGACAGCGAAGAAACUCAACAUAGAAACGGAAUUGGGCGCAGAGUUCUUUUGAGUUUCAAAGAAAAACCCUCAGGAACUAACGUUACCUUUGAAUGUGCUCCUUCGGGCCCCUGUGUCCCCUGCCUCUACUCUGAGAAGGGUGACAGCAAAUAUCGGUGCAGUGAGACUGGGUACCGAAUCCCAUUCAAAUGUGUAGAAAUUAAAGAUUCAACAAAGGAUGGAAAGAAAACAAAGUCUCAAAAAGGUCGGUCUUCUUUAGAAAUUGGUGAUGCUACUGCAGGAGAGUAUACUCAUUCACCAUCAGAUAGAAGAUUAGCUGAAGACUCAUCAUCGUCUUCAGAUAAUAGUUCCCAGGCUUACAUCACUUAUAGAAGCUGUAUAACCCCAGUCAAUGAAGAGAAGUUGUCAGUGCUUAAUUUUGAGGGGGUGGUAAUAUUUAUGUUAAUAAUGAGUGGCUCAAUGAUAUACCUAAGAAAAAGGAAGGCAGCAGCUAUGUCUGGUUAUGUAGCUGGAAGGGGUCAAAACAACUCUCGAUUUUGAAAUUGAAGAUUGAUGAAUGGUGGUGAUUGUAAUUCUAAUGAUUUAAUGUAGUAUACUUUAACUUGGCCUUCUGCUUCUUUCAACUUAAUCAACUCAUUGCAUUUUCAGGCUAAUUUAUCGGAACAGACUAUUUUUAGGAUA